Messenger RNA from Ziziphus jujuba (common jujube), 1316 nucleotides. RefSeq names its product lignin-forming anionic peroxidase-like. The transcript is spliced from 3 exons. Gene Ontology annotation, biological process: hydrogen peroxide catabolic process; response to oxidative stress. The coding region runs from base 134 to 1108 and encodes 324 amino acids. Gene Ontology annotation, molecular function: peroxidase activity; heme binding. The record is from RefSeq and is a predicted model, not a curated record. NCBI's taxonomy places the organism in Eukaryota, Viridiplantae, Streptophyta, Magnoliopsida, Rosales, Rhamnaceae.
CACAUCAAUUUCCAUUUGCUUCUUUUCUGAUCAUAAUCAUCUUUUUCUCCUUCUCUAUCAAAUUAGCAAAAAACUUGCAUAAUAUAAUUAAUUGCAAAAAAAAUCUUGCUAUUAAUUAUAUUUAUAUUAUAUAAUGGCCUUCCGAGAACAUCACGUUCUUCCUGCCUUUCUUUUCCUCUCCAUGCUUGUCAGUGCAACAACGACCAAAGCAAACCUAUCUUCUACAUUUUAUGACAAAACCUGUCCUAAAGCUUUAAGUACUAUCCGAACUUCCAUUAGAGCUGGAAUUUCCCGUGAACGUCGAAAGGCGGCUUCUCUCAUUCGCCUUCAUUUCCACGAUUGCUUCGUCAAGGGUUGUGAUGGAUCAAUUUUACUUAAUGAUACUGCUAAUAACGAAAGGGAUGUAAUUUUCAAUAAGAAUUCAGCAAGAGGUUACGAACUCAUAGACAAUGCGAAAACAGAGGUCGAAAAAAUAUGCCCCGGUGUCGUAUCUUGUGCUGAUAUUCUAGCAGUCGCAGCUCGUGACUCAUCGGUUGCAGUGAGUGGUCCAUCUAGAACCACAACACCAUCAUGGAUGGUGAAGCUUGGAAGAAGAGAUUCAACAACACCAUAUCCAGAUGUUGCAUUGUCUGAUCUUCCUCGUUUCACCGAAAGCCUUCCGGAACUUAUAGCUAGAUUCGAACACAAAGGCCUAAGUGAAAGGGACAUGGUUGCCUUGUCAGGUUCGCAUUCAAUCGGACAAGCUCAAUGCUUCACAUUCCGGGACAGAAUUUAUAAUGGCGGCGACAUUGAUGCUGGCUUCGCUAGCACUCGAAGACGCGGUUGUCCGGUUAGCUCAGGUGAUUCAAAGUUGGCACCACUUGAGUUGGUGACACCAAAUCAAUUGGACAAUAAUUACUUCAAGAACUUGCUUCAGAAGAAAGGUCUUCUUCAAUCUGAUCAGGUUCUAUUCAGUGGAGGAUCAACGGACAGCAUUGUAUCUGAAUAUAGUAGGAACCCUUCAAAAUUUCUGUCUGACUUUGCAUCUGCCAUGGUUAAAAUGGGAGAUAUUGAACCUCUUACUGGUUCUGCUGGACAGAUAAGGAGGAUUUGUCAUGCUGUCAACUAAAAAUUUGGAGCCUAUAGCUAGCUACUAUAUUGGACUUGUCAAAUGUAUAUGCUGCCUUUAAAUUCUGUCUUUGAUUUGUAUUCAAAUUAAAAAGAAAAAAUUAUUAAAUUUUUAAUAAGUAGACACUUAUAGUUAUUUGUAUUUUUCAUUUCCAUCAAUUGUAAGCGAUUAUGAGAUUAAUUAACGUUAAUUUUCUUUACUUUGUUAA